AUGCCCGGCCGCCAAUCCCACGGCCGCCCCGUCCUCCCCACCUCUGGGGGAGGCGGCAGCAAGCCGGGAAAGUCGCACGCGAAAACGUUCAAAAAGUCCCGUGCGAAAGCCACCGCCAAAGCGCUCGACGCCUUCGCCCUCGCAGCCGAGCAGGUUCCCGACUCAACACGCGGCGUGCGAACGCGUGGGCUCGAAGACAGGCCGAACCCCCAGAAGCGGCAGCGGGGCGGCGGGGAGGACGAGGAGGACGAGGACGAUUUUGAUGAGGACGAGGAUGCAGGGCCGAAGAAGCGGGUGAGGAGGGAUGAGGAGGGGGGUGGGGAUGAGGAUGGCUUUGAUGGGUUCUCGGAUGGGGGCGAGGGGAGUGAUAGUGAGGAGUGGCAUGUGGGUGUGGGCGCCGAGGAUGAUGAUUCUGAGCUUGAUUCGGAUGAGGCGUUUGGGGAGAGUGAUGAGGAGCGGUUUGAUGGGUAUGCAUUUGGAGGGAGUUCGUCGAAGGGGAAGAAGCAGAAGAAGAAUAAGAAGGGGGGUGAUGAUGACGAGGAGGAGGGGGAUGAGGAUGACUUGGAGUCGCUUGGUUCGGACGCAAUUGACCUUGCGACUGCGCUGGAUCAGUUCUCUGGGGAUGAGGAGGAAGAGGGAGGCGAAGAAGAGUCCGGGUCUGAAGAGGACGAGGAGUCGACUGAUGGGGAUGAUGAGAGCGAGGAGGAUGACGAAGCUGACCCCUCAAAAUUGGACGCCCUCGAAAGCAUGAUUGCCGGGUUCGGUGGCGAGGAUGAGGAAGACGAGGAGCCGGGGACACAAAACAAGACCAAGCUCAGUCUGAAGGAUCUUGGCCUUGCGGGUGUCAAGGACCCGCACAUGAAGCGGUCGCUCAGACUCAUGAAUAAGGAAGAGAAGGCCGUCAAGCCUGGUUCGUCCAAGAAAUUGGAAGUCCCCCUCGCCAAACGCCAACAAGACCGCAUCCUCCGUAGCGCCGCUUACGAGAAGACCAACGAGACCCUCGACAAGUGGAUCGAGACAGUCAAGCACAACCGGCGUGCAGACCACUUGGUCUUCCCUCUCGCCCAAAAUGCCCACGACCGCGGACUCGAUAGCGGAGAGCUCAUGCCCAUCACCCAAAAGACAUCCGGGACGGAAUUGGAGCAGACAAUUCUGGCUAUUAUGGAGGAGAGCGGCCUUGGGCCGAGCGCUAAGCCGGAGAAGAAGGAAGGCGAAGAGGGACAAGCUGGAUUAUCGCAAGCGGAGCAACAGGAGAUCGCGCGGCAGCGCCGGCGCGAACGGGAGAUUCACUCGCGCGAGAUGGCGCGCGCAAAGCGCAUCAAGAAAAUCAAGAGUAAGGCUUACCGCCGUAUCCAUCGCAAGGAGCUUCAGCGCGAGGAGGAGGCAGAGCGCGAAGAAGCGCUCGCGGCUGGCGAGCUGGAUUCGGACGACGAGCGCGAAGACUUGGACCGGAGGCGGGCCAUGGAACGCAUGGGUACCCGCCACAGAGAGAGCAAAUGGGCUAAGCUGGGCAAGAAGGCCGGGCGUGCAGUGUGGGAUGACAAUUUCCGCGCUGGUCUUACAGACAUUGCUCGGAGAAAGGAAGACCUGCGUCGCCGCAUCGAAGGCCAGGCUGGUGGCUCGGAGGACGAAGACGAGGGUUCUGAUGUUUCGGAUGCCUCUGAAGGAGGCGACCCCCGGCGCCGUCUCCUGGCAGACCUUGAGCGUGCAGCCGCCUACGACGAUGACGAUGAACCCAAGUCGAAGCUUUUCCAGAUGAAGUUCAUGCAAAGGGGAGAGGAGAUGCGCAGAAAAGAGAACGAUGAGGCCGUGGCCGCGCUCCGUCGCGAGCUCGAUUCGGAUGACGGGGCUUCGGAUGAGGAGGAGAUGGACAUCGGUCGCCGGCAGUUUGGCAUGGGCAAUGCCACGGCUGCUCCGAAAUCUAGCCAACCAAAGAAAGCUAAGACCGCCGACGCUCCUGGACUAGCCAAACCGACGGCGGCGGCGGAGUCGACGCCGCAGUUUGAGACCGAGCAGCGGUCUUCCGCGCCAACGGGCGGGGAUGGGUGGGCUGCAGUCGAAUCGGUAUCUAGCACCGCUGUUGGGUGGUCUCAGGUUGGAUCUUCUGCUCGCAAGAGCAAGAAAGGAAGCAAGCCUAAGACCAUGGACGUCGACAUUUCCACCGCCGCAGCAGAGGUUACCAAACCCAAGCCCAAACCGAAACCCCAGGGUGCUGCGAGUGGCCCGGCCGACGGAGCUCAAGACUCAGACUCAGACGAUGCCCUUCACCUACCGCUCGCCAUCCGCGACCAGCAGCUACUCGAGAAGGCCUUUGCCGGCGAGGAUGUCCACGGUCAGUUUGAAGAAGAGAAGGCCGAAGUCGAGCAUGAGGACGACGAGAAGGAGAUCGACAACACUCUCCCUGGCUGGGGUAACUGGGUGGGUGAUGGUGUAAGCAACCGGGACAAGAAGAGACACCAAGGCCGCUUCAUCACCAAGGUCGAGGGCGUCAAGAAGAAGGACCGAAAGGACUUCAAGAUGAAGGGCGUGAUUAUUAGUGAGAAGAGGAUCCGGAAGCUGCCACAUCCGUUCGAGUCGCAGCAACAGUAUGAACGGUCACUUCGGUUGCCCGUCGGCCCUGAAUGGUCGACCAAGGAGACGUUCCAGGACGCCACGAAGCCGCGUGUUAUCAUCAAGCAGGGCGUCAUUGCGCCCAUGUCGAAACCCAUGUAUUAA
Molecule: messenger RNA, 2715 nt
Organism: Chaetomium globosum CBS 148.51
Lineage: Eukaryota; Fungi; Ascomycota; Sordariomycetes; Sordariales; Chaetomiaceae
Exons: 2
Coding region: 1-2715 (904 amino acids)
Biological process (GO): rRNA processing
Cellular component (GO): small-subunit processome; nucleolus
Source: RefSeq, a predicted model, not a curated record